Messenger RNA from Papaver somniferum (opium poppy), 3521 nucleotides. Its product is annotated as cellulose synthase-like protein D1. Gene Ontology annotation, biological process: cellulose biosynthetic process; plant-type primary cell wall biogenesis. Bases 180 to 3356 code for a protein of 1058 amino acids. Gene Ontology annotation, molecular function: mannan synthase activity; cellulose synthase (UDP-forming) activity. The transcript is spliced from 4 exons. The record is from RefSeq and is a predicted model, not a curated record. Lineage: Eukaryota; Viridiplantae; Streptophyta; Magnoliopsida; Ranunculales; Papaveraceae. Gene Ontology annotation, cellular component: trans-Golgi network; plasma membrane.
CACUCUCUUUCCAUCUGCAUUAGCUCUGACAAAACCAAAAAUAAGGUCUUUUCUUUUCCUUUGAAUUCUCUUCAAUGGCUGUAAUAACAAUGAAAAUGACCCAGUUCCUCAGAAAGCAACCACAUUGAUUCAACACGAAUUCCUCAAGUUUGGAUUGAGAUUGAUAAAUAAUUACAACAAUGGCAUCACCAACAAGUCCAACGAAAAAAUUUACGUCUACGAAUUCCGGAGGACGUCCACCAUCUGCAGUGAAAUUUGCACGUCGAACAUCAAGUGGACGAGUCGUAAGUCUAUCAAGAGAUGAUGAUUUAGAACUAUCUUCCGAUUAUGGUAGUCAAACAGAUUUUUCAAAUUAUACAGUUCUUAUGCCACCCACACCAGAUAAUCAACCAUCUGGACCCAGUACUUCUAAUGAUCAAUCAAAACCAGAUGGUCCGAGUCUCUAUGGGACGAGUUCGUUAUUUGGGAGUGAUUCCAAACGAGUUGGAAUUAGUAGACGGGUUGGAGGAGAAGAAGAUGAUGGUGGUGGGGGUGGAAAUAAAGGUGGUGCGAAAAUGGAUAGAAGAGUGUCCGUUAUGAAAACGAAUAAAUCGAUGUUGUUGCGUACUCAGACGGGAGAUUUUGAUCACAAUCGUUGGUUAUUUGAAUCUAAAGGUACUUAUGGUAUUGGAAAUGCAUUUUGGCCGAAGAAUGAAGAUGCAUAUGGACCCGAUGGGAUUGAAAUGAGUAUGUCAGAUUUCAUUGAUAAACCUUGGAAACCACUUACCAGGAAAAUCAGUAUUCCUCCUGCAAUUCUUAGUCCUUACAGGUUGUUGGUGGGGUUAAGAUUUGUGGCACUAACAUUAUUUCUAACAUGGAGAGUUAGAAAUCCAAAUAGGGAUGCAAUGUGGUUAUGGGGAUUAUCCGUUGUAUGUGAAAUUUGGUUUGCAUUUUCAUGGAUUCUUGAUCAACUUCCUAAACUUAGUCCAGUCAAUCGAGCUACUGAUUUAGCUGCCCUAGCUGACAAAUUUGAACAACCUUCACCAACUAAUCCUGAGGGAAGGUCUGAUUUACCAGGUAUUGAUGUAUUCGUCAGCACAGCGGAUCCAGACAAAGAACCUCCACUUGUUACUGCUAACACCAUACUAUCAAUUUUAGCUGUUGAAUAUCCAGUCGAAAAGCUAUCUUGUUAUAUAUCUGACGACGGUGGUGCUAUUUUAACAUUUGAAGCAAUGGCAGAAGCUGUAAGUUUUGCUGAAGUAUGGAUACCAUUUUGUAGGAAGCAUAAUAUUGAACCACGUAAUCCUGAUAGCUAUUUUUCAAUCAAAGGUGAUCCUACUAAGAAUAAGAAAAGGCCUGAUUUUGUUAAGGAUCGUCGCUGGAUUAAAAGAGAAUACGAUGAAUUUAAGGUCAGGAUUAAUGGUCUUCCAGAUGUGAUUAAGAAAAGAUGCGAUGCUUACAAUAAGAAAGAAGAGAAAGAAGCUAAGAAACUAGCUAAGGAGAAAAAUGGUGGGAAUCUACCUAGUGAACCUAUUCAGGUCCAAAAAGCUACUUGGAUGGCUGAUGGGACUCACUGGCCUGGCACAUGGUUCACUUCUGCACCUGAUCACGCCAAGAGCGACCACGCAGGAAUUAUACAGGUAAUGAGCAAGGUGCCUGUAAAUGAUCCAGUCUAUGGCAAUGCAGAAGAUAAAUUCUUAGAUUUCACAGGCAUUGACAUUCGUAUUCCGAUGUUUGCCUAUGUUUCUCGUGAGAAAAGAAAGGGCUAUGAUCAUAACAAGAAGGCUGGAGCCAUGAAUGCGAUGGUUCGAGCUUCUGCAAUACUCUCUAAUGGUCCAUUCAUUCUCAAUCUUGAUUGUGAUCAUUACUUCUACAACUGCAUGGCUCUUAGAGAAGGAAUGUGUUUCAUGAUGGACCGAGGAGGUGAUCGCAUUUGUUAUGUACAAUUCCCACAAAGAUUCGAAGGGAUUGAUCCUUCGGAUCGUUACGCUAACCAUAACACUGUUUUCUUUGAUGGAAAUAUGAGGGCACUGGAUGGUAUACAAGGGCCAGUUUAUGUUGGAACUGGUUGUAUGUUUCGUCGGUUUGCUUUAUAUGGUUUCCACCCACCAAGGGCUAAUGAGUAUUCAGGUAUAUUCGGACAGAAUAAGACUCCAGCCUCUCAUUUUCGCGUGCAAUCAGAGGAAGAAGACGAGAAUCAACCACUCAAUACACACCCAGACUUGAAUUUGCCUCAAAAGUUCGGAAAUUCAACUAUGUUUACAGAUUCUAUUGCUGUAGCUGAAUUUCAAGGACGGCCACUUGCGGAUCAUCCAUCUAUUAAAAAUGGACGUCCUCCUGGUGCACUAUUGGCUCCCCGUCUGCCCCUAGAUGCACCAACUUGUGCUGAAGCUGUUGCUGUUAUCUCAUGCUGGUACGAAGACAAGACUGAAUGGGGAGACAGAAUUGGUUGGAUUUAUGGAUCAGUGACAGAAGAUGUUGUAACAGGUUACAGAAUGCACAAUCGUGGAUGGAGAUCUGUGUAUUGCAUUACCAAGCGUGAUGCUUUCCGAGGAUCUGCACCCAUCAAUCUAACAGACAGACUUCAUCAAGUACUUCGAUGGGCCACUGGUUCUGUUGAAAUUUUCUUCUCAAGAAAUAAUGCCCUUUUAGCCAGUCCACGACUAAAAUUCCUACAACGUGUUGCGUAUUUGAAUGUUGGCAUUUAUCCAUUCACUUCAAUCUUUCUUGUCACAUAUUGCUUCUUACCAGCCUUAUCUCUUUUCUCCGGUCACUUCAUCGUUGAAACCUUAGACGUAACUUUCUUAUUCUACCUUUUAACCAUUACAGUAUGUCUUGCACUUCUUUCUCUUCUUGAAGUAAAAUGGUCAGGUAUUGCAUUAGAAGAAUGGUGGCGAAAUGAACAGUUUUGGGUUAUCGGGGGUUCAAGUGCUCAUUUAGCUGCUGUUAUACAAGGACUUUUGAAAGUCAUUGCGGGUAUCGAAAUCUCCUUCACAUUAACAGCAAAAUCAUCCGCAGAAGAUGAAGACGACAUUUAUGCUGAUUUAUACGUAGUAAAAUGGACUGGUUUAUUCUUAGUGCCAUUAACAAUCUUGAUUGUUAACCUUAUAGCUUUAGUUAUUGGAAUUUCGAGGACAAUUUACAGUGUGAUUCCGCAAUGGAAUAAGUUGUUGGGAGGAGCUUUCUUUAGCUUUUGGGUUCUUGCUCAUAUGUACCCAUUUGCUAAAGGUUUGAUGGGAAGAAAGGGAAAAUUGUCUACAAUCAUAUAUGUAUGGUCAGGAGUUAUUGCUAUUACGGUUUCACUACUCUGGAUUACUAUUAGUCCACCUGAUGACGGUGUCGGCGCUUCGUCAAACGGUACCAUUCAGUUCAAAUGAUUUUCGUAGACGGAGAAUUGUGAAAAUUGAUCAAGCAAAGAGUACAAAUUAUGGUUUUUUUUCUUAAUUUUUUUUUAUUUGUAUUGUAAUUACGAACUUAAUUUUGAUCCUUAUCUAGUUAUGUGAAUUUGUAAAUCAUCCAACUAAUAGCAAUCAAGAAACUUG